UCUCCCGCCCCUACCCCCGCCCCCGCUCCGGUCUGUGUACUCCCUUCUCCCAAAGACUCGGAGAGCGGAUCCAAGAUGGCGGCUGAGGCGGAGUACGAGUCCAUCCUGUGCGUGAAGCCCGAGAUCAGCGUCUACCGCAUCCCACCGCGUACCUCCAACCGCGGAUACAGGGCAUCUGACUGGAAACUAGAUCAGCCUGAUUGGACUGGUCGUCUCCGAAUCACUUCCAAAGGGAAGAUUGCCUACAUCAAACUUGAAGACAAAGUAUCAGGGGAGCUAUUUGCUCAGGCACCAGUGGACCAAUAUCCUGGCAUUGCUGUGGAGACAGUGACAGAUUCUAGUCGAUAUUUUGUGAUCCGGAUUCAAGAUGGCACUGGACGUAGUGCUUUCAUUGGUAUCGGCUUCACAGAUCGGGGUGAUGCCUUUGACUUCAACGUUUCUCUGCAAGAUCACUUCAAAUGGGUAAAGCAGGAAACUGAGAUCACCAAAGAAUCUCAGGAAAUGGACACUCGUCCCAAGUUGGAUCUAGGUUUUAAGGAAGGACAAACAAUCAAAUUGAGUAUUGGGAAUAUUACCACAAAGAAAGCAGGAACAUCUAAGCCUCGACCUACAGGGGCUGGGGGCCUGAGCCUAUUGCCACCUCCACCUGGGGGCAAAGUGACUAUUCCCCCACCUUCAUCUUCAGUACCUAUCGCAAAUCAUGUGACUCCACCUCCCAUCCAGAAGUCCAGUCAAGGUGGCAAUGAUGCAGAUAUCCUGUUAGACUUUGAUUCUCCUGUUCCUGUCUCAAAUACACCAGCACCUGCUCCUGUUUCUGCUCCUGCUUCAGCUAAUGCAGUGACUGAUCUAUGGGGAGACUUCAGUACUGCAUCCAGCUCUGUUCCAAACCAGACACCACAGCCGUCCAACUGGGUCCAAUUCUGAGCAGCAGGGAUAAACUUGAAGACCAAGAGAAUACAAGGGCACCAAUUUGAGGGGGGGAUUUGGAAAACUCUACCUUCUCCUGAACUGAAAUUCCUGGACAGUCUUUUAAAAAGCUUUCUUAUUUCAAUCAAGAGCUGGUUUAUGUAUCUCCCUACUGUUGAUCACAUGCUGUGCAGCCCAGGAAGCAUCUCCUGCUGCCCUACAAGGCUGAGAGGUGGGUUUGAGCCCACUUGUGAGUGAGCAGAGAAUGCUUGUCAGGCCAGGAUCUCCAUAUCAAGGGGAAUUAUAUUUACAGUGGCUCAGCUCUCUUUUUAGUUCCUUACCCUUCUCCCAUGGUCCUCUUUGAGUGGCACUGGGGCAGGGUAAUCCUUGGACAGCCUUUCUCUCAAGUAACACAGUUGGUAGGUGCAAACCUCUUUGCAGCUCCAUUUGGUUUCUGCAAUUGAAAGGACUUAAUUCUGUGGGAAUAGAUACUGAGAGGUAAGGAGACACUGACUCCAUCACUCUCUUCUUUAUCCCAGGACUUCAUAUUGGGAUAGAGUUGUUGGAGAUGACUUCCAGGCCUGCGUGUUUACAAAAUAAAUGGUGAGAGGUGGGUGGAAGGCUGUGUAGAUAGAUGAGCGAAGCUCUUGCUCCCCACUUCCUGCCAUGUUCUCCUCUUACUGAUCUUAGUUGGGAAAUGACAGUGCUGGGAGCAGCUCCAUUGCCCUCUUCUAUGUUUACACGUCUUUCCCUUUGAGAAGAGGGUUGUGUUGGUGCCAUUUGCUCCAUCACCUUGUGUUUUUUCACUGGGGCAAUAUCUCUGACCAGGGUAAGGAUUUUGGCUGGCUGUUGUCCCAAGCUGCCUGUUUCCUGGAGCUCCAUCUAGUCACUUCAUUUGAUGCAAGAUCUCCUUUUUAUUUUUUUAUUUUUAUUUUUGGCCUUUUGUGUGAUUUAGAGUAAGAGUCAGAUCUGUGCAUAGGGAAGUACAGAGUGCUUAGUCCUUUUGGCAGGUGAUGGUGUAAUGUGCCCAUCCUUCCUUGGUACAGUGUCUGAACUGGAUUGUUUUGUUGGACCAGGUAUGUCUUCUCUGCUCAUUUCCCAUAAAACUUGGCCCUUUUAACCAGAGAAAUCCAUUUCCUAUAUUCAGCUCUUCAAGUGGGGACUGCUGCUACGCCUAUAUCUGCCAUUUAUAAAGAAAGCUCAGGAGAACCACAGCUACAGAGGUUUGACAAGGGAAGGUUCUGAUAAACUUUGCCCAGAGGAAUAUCGGAACAAAGUUUGAGGGUUUUUUUGUUUUGUUUUGUUUUUACAUUUCCCUUUCUUCCUUACAAUUCUGUGAAGCGAAUUUCCUUUUCCACAGAAAAGGAUAUUUUCAUUUGUUUCUAUUAAGUAGCUAAUUAUGAUGAGGGAGGAUUUAUUGUGAUAAAUAAGUAUCAUUCCUGUUUUUUUUUUUUUUUUUUGCCCAUUAGGCUGUUUUUUUAUUCUGAAUGAAGAGUCUUUGAGUCUAACUUGGAAAUACAUAUCUUCUCUAUCCCUAAAAUCUUUUCUUGUCUCUCCCAUGGACUUGUGGGUCCAUUUUUAUUUUUGUCUUUUUUUUCCCCCUUGUGCUAUAUAUCAAGUAGUUCUGCACUUGCUGAGCUCUGGAAGGUCCUUUUACGUUUCAAAUGAAAACACUAAAGGAAAAUAGGAGAAUCACUAGUGGUUAACCAUUGGGACUCUCUUUUCUUAUUUUCCUUCACUUGUUCUUAUUUUGCAUUCCCCAAGAUGAUAAUAUAUUAUGUAUUUGAACUGCUGCAAAACUGAAAAAAAAAGAUAUAUGUGUAUAUAAAGCAUAAGGUGUAUUGGUGCAAUAAUGGUAAUUAAAAUAUAGAAAAGG
Messenger RNA from Antechinus flavipes (yellow-footed antechinus), 2782 nucleotides. RefSeq names its product NECAP endocytosis associated 1 (gene NECAP1). The coding region runs from base 76 to 924 and encodes 282 amino acids. The transcript has 8 exons. NCBI's taxonomy places the organism in Eukaryota, Metazoa, Chordata, Mammalia, Dasyuromorphia, Dasyuridae. The record is from RefSeq and is a predicted model, not a curated record. Gene Ontology annotation, cellular component: clathrin vesicle coat; membrane. Gene Ontology annotation, biological process: endocytosis.